This is a messenger RNA of Solanum lycopersicum (tomato), 1260 nucleotides long. The record is from RefSeq. NCBI's taxonomy places the organism in Eukaryota, Viridiplantae, Streptophyta, Magnoliopsida, Solanales, Solanaceae.
AUGCCGGAGAAGCCUAUAUUCGGAAAAUAUGAGCUAGGAAAGCUACUCGGUUGUGGUGCAUUUGCCAAAGUGUACCACGCUAGAGAAAUCAGCAACGGAAAGAGCGUCGCAAUCAAAAUAAUUAACAAGAGUAAUAUUUUGAAUAAAGAUGGUAUUCUCAACAAUAGAAUCGAGCGCGAGGUGUGCAUUAUGCGGCAGCUGCAACAUCCGUACAUUGUUAGACUCUAUGAAGUGCUUGCUACGAAGACGAAGAUCUAUUUCGUUAUGGAAUACGUGAAAGGAGGCGAAUUAUUCAACCAGAUCUCCAGUAAAAGCCGAUUCACUGAGGAUCUCAGCCGGAAAUGCUUUCAGCAAUUGAUUUCCGCGGUUAAUUACUGUCAUUCACGUGGAAUUUACCAUCGCGAUUUGAAACCUGAGAAUGUUCUAAUUGACGAAAAUGGAGAUCUGAAAGUUUCCGAUUUCGGGCUUAGUGCUACAACGGAUCAAAUUCAAUCAUUCGACGGGCUUCUACAUACGGUUUGCGGAUCUCCGGCGUAUGUAGCACCGGAGGUUUUGACGAUUAAAGGAUACGACGGAGCUAAAACAGAUAUCUGGUCAUGUGGAAUUAUGCUAUUCGUGAUGAUCGCCGGUUACUUCCCGUUCUACGAUCAGAAUCUGAUGUUAAUGUACAAAAAAAUCUACAAAGGCGAAUUCCGGUGCCCGAAAUGGAUCUCUCCGGACGGUAAGCGGAUUCUAUCUCGUCUUCUGGAUGUAAAUCCGGCGACCAGAAUUACGAUCGAAGAAAUCAUCAGAGAUCCAUGGUUCAGAAAGGGAUUGAAAUUUAUCAAAUUCUCAGAAGAGGAAGAAAAUAGUAAGAUAAAUUCGUUAACAAAUUCUCUGAAUGCGUUUGAUAUAAUUUCGUUCUCCCAGGGAUUAGACAUUUCUGGAUUGUUCAAAUCGAACAAUCCGGUGGAUGAUUUGGAGAGGAUAGUGGUGGAAGAGUCGCCGGAGAGUGUAAUUGAGAGAAUUGAAGAGGUAGGGAAGAAGGAGAAUUUCAGGAUGAAGAAGAAAAAAGAUUGGGGAAUCGAUAUGAAAGUACAAAACGGUAAAUUAACAAUGAAUUUGAAUUUGAACGUAUAUCGAUUGAUCGAACGAUUAACAGUCGUCGAAAUUCAAAAAAUUGAUGGUAAUGAUGAUUUGUAUAAAGACGUAUGGAGGAAUAAAUUGAAGCCCGUAAUUUUGAGCCAACGCGGAACAGAGCUUCACAUUUCCGACAGCUAA